Lucilia sericata (common green bottle fly) is the source of this 866-nucleotide messenger RNA. It is a transcript of the gene Lipt2, whose product is annotated as putative lipoyltransferase 2, mitochondrial. The transcript has a single exon. Gene Ontology annotation, molecular function: lipoyl(octanoyl) transferase activity. Gene Ontology annotation, biological process: protein lipoylation. Gene Ontology annotation, cellular component: mitochondrion. Bases 83 to 793 code for a protein of 236 amino acids. Lineage: Eukaryota; Metazoa; Arthropoda; Insecta; Diptera; Calliphoridae. The record is from RefSeq and is a predicted model, not a curated record.
ACAGUACAUUAUUCAAAACAAAGAACAGCUGUAGCUUUUUGUAUUUUUGAUUUUUUUUAAAUUUUAUAAAUAAUUAAUAUAAAUGACCAGAUUAAAACCUUUAAUCUCAGUUAUUAGGCCCGGUUUAAUUUCAUAUCAAACCGGUUUGCAGUUACAACAGAAAUUGACACAACAACCUAAUGAGCCCUUUAAGGAAUUUCGUAACUUUUUGGUGCUGCAGGAAUUUCAUCCCGUUUACACCAUAGGCAUACGCACCAAAGGCUAUAGCGAACAAGAUGAAAUUCAGUUGCGUAAACUGGGGGCAGAAUUUUAUCGCACCAAUCGUGGUGGUUUAAUCACUUUUCAUGGACCUGGUCAAUUAGUGGCUUACCCACUGCUACAUUUAAAACAAUUCAAACCCAGUAUGCGUUGGUAUGUUGCUAGUUUGGAACAAACAGUUAUAGAAUGUUGCGAAAGUAUGGGUAUUAAUAAUGCCACAACAACACAGGAUACCGGUAUAUGGGUAAAUGAUCAUAAAAUAUGUGCCAUAGGAGUACAUGGUUCGCGUUAUGUUACUACUCACGGUAUAGGUUUUAACUGUUGUACCGAUUUGUCUUGGUUCGAACAUAUAGUGCCAUGUGGAAUAGAAGGCAAAGGCGUAACCUCCCUAUCAAAAGAACUUCAACGUCAUGUAACGACCACAGAAGCUGCAAAUGUCUUACUUAAAACUUUUUCAAAAGUUUUCGAUUGUGAUGUGGCGGAAUGUAAUGAACAGGAAUGUCAUGAAUUAUUGGAAAACUCUUUAAAAACGUAAUGUUAUUAUAACGAAUUGCUUACUUUAAGACCAAAGAUAUGGCCAAUAGAAAAAUACACUUUUUUAAAUUGUU